AAGGAUUUUAGACAUUACGAUCGCAUUAUAUGAAAGCGAAAGUUUUCUUUGAAUCCUUUUUUAUGAUAUAUAUGAGUUUAUCAUUCGACUUUUAGGGUGUUCAAGUUUCCUUUCUUUUAGAGCAUUUCUUAAUCAUUCAUCGCGUGCAUUCUCGUAGACUUUGGAUAUUUGUUUAAAAAACUAGCUUUCUUUUAUUUAAUUCUUUUAUUGAUCCUUUUUCUGAGUCUGGAAUGAGUAAUAUGAAUAGUAUUCAAGAGGAUUCGUCGAUUCCUCAAGGCUUUAUGUCAAAGGACAGCAAUGCAUAUGGACAGCGAGAUCCUAGUUCUUAUCGAGGAACUGAAGAUACGAUGCCAGCUCCUAAAUUAUAUCCCAAGUUAAGUGCGCGACCUGCCAAUACUCAGUAUCAAUUCAAAGAAUCCUUAAAUAAGCGUGUAAAUGACCGUCUACACUCGUUAGAAAUGCAUCGGCCAUCUUAUGAUGCUCCUAUGGCUUCGAAUACUUCGGCGCCACCCUACGGUAGUACACCCAGACAAAUGCGUAUGCAUCCUCCUCAAAUUUUUCAGCAUAGGACUCCGGAAUUUAAGCAUCGGAAACGAAAUGCAGAGUCUGUCGUCACUCCGAAAGCUCCUGUCACGUCGGCGGGUGUCAGUUUGAACAAAGCACCUAAUACAUCCGCACAGGCAUUCCGUCAGCCCGCUCCCGCAUCCUAUCUACCCUCAUCGACAUCAUCCUUUUCUUUUCGCCCUCCAAAUACAAAUUCUCAAGAUCAAGUUGAUGACCCUUCUUCUUCUUACACAACUUCCACCAGUUUACAAAAGAACAAUCCGGAUGGUUCCUCAUUGCAGGUUGCCCAACCCGUAUCUCGUUUAGCACCAGCACCUUCGUCGACUGAAAUACCCAUUCCCCCGGUUACAAGCUCCUCUGAUUUACCACCAGAAAUUACCCUCAAUGCUUCACAGAAGCAGCAAGCAGCACUGGAGGCCGAAGUAGAAAGCUACAAAGCAAAGCUUAAUGGCAGUCAGCAUGAAAUUAAUUCUCUUCAUACAUCUUUAUCGUACCUUUCUGGUCAACUAAUAGCUAUGAAUGAGCAAUAUCAACUCCUACAAAACGAAUAUGCUAUCGCUUCGUCUGCUAAAGGUACUAGCCAGAAGCUGAUUGAAGCACAGGAAGAAGAUAAAACAUCCGUCUCUAGUAUUUCAUCGUCCUCUUCUGCUAGAAGACAAACAUACACUCAGGAAGAUGUUGACAAGUUGCUUCAGGAACGAAUGGAAAAAGUCGCCGAGGAUCUUCAUGCUCAGUAUUCAGCUAAACAUGCCCAAAAGAUUUCUGCUUUCAAAGUGAAUUAUUCGAAGAAAUAUGAUUUUACUAUUCAAGAACUACAACAACAAGUUACAGCUGCUGCCGCUAAUUCUAAUGUUGGUGAUCCCACGUGGGAAUUGGAAAAGAAGACUCUACAAGAGGACAAUGAUACCCUUCGAAAACAAUUAGAAAGAGCUAUUCAAGAACGUCAAGAAAUGUCUGUCUUCUUGGAAAACUUUAAGGCUGAUAUGGCCUCUAAUGAUCGUAGUUUUACUCAAAAACAAUCCGAACAAACUGACAACAUGAAUGUCUUAACAACUCAAAUUCAAGCCUUGCAAGAACAGCUGAAAAUUGAAAGAGAUGAACGACAAGCAGUUAUUCAAAUGAGUGAAGAGCUGGCUCAAAUUAUAGAAACUCUCGGAACAAAAUAGACUUUUGAAAUCCUUCCUUUUUUGUCUUUAAUUCUUUUGUGCUUCCCUACUUCUAUUAUAAGGCGUUCAAAAGUGUUGCAUUGUUGUCUUUAAUCACUUUCUAAGAUUUGCAUCGUUUGUUUAAUUGUCUUUUGACACAUUCUUUAUAUUUGGUAUAUUUGCGUUUUUUACUUACGGAAUUUCUUCUUACUAGUCUAUGGAGCUUGAACCAACAAUAUCUGUCAAUGACGUGGCUCUUUCACUACUACUGGCGGGUACGUAAAAAUCGCCAACCACAUGAGUCUUUUUUUUUUCCAAAGAAUUCGAGUUGCAUCACUAUUUGGAUGAGUCAGCUAGCUAGCUACUUUUUACUUAUAGAAAGAAAAAGGCCGUUUGUUUCCGUAAGCUUUGCAAAUUUUGUCGGGUUAAGAUUAAGA
Molecule: messenger RNA, 2146 nt
Organism: Schizosaccharomyces octosporus yFS286
Lineage: Eukaryota; Fungi; Ascomycota; Schizosaccharomycetes; Schizosaccharomycetales; Schizosaccharomycetaceae
Product: centrosomal transforming acidic coiled-coil protein Alp7
Exons: 1
Coding region: 231-1730 (499 amino acids)
Source: RefSeq, a predicted model, not a curated record